AUGUCAGCCUUGAAAAGCAAACUUUACCGUCUUGAGACGCAGUUAGGGGAACUUCAUCAGCGCAUAUCCGAACGCAUCGAGGGAGAGCUCAGACACGCUGAUUCGACGGAGCCUCACGCUAAACAACUCCUGAUCCUCGAGAAUAUUAUCGCCCAGCUCUCCUUCAGCUCUAAGAGCCAGAAUAUUCUUCACCAUGGCAAACUCGCGGACGUUAUAGCACAGUCUAGCAAUGAGAUUUCCAAGCCUGCCGAUUUCUCCACCUCGCAGUUGGACGGCAUCACGCUACGGCUCAAUGAUGUCGCUUGGCUAGUAAGCGCGAAAGCGUCUACGCAGACGCUUGCCACCGUCUUGAAAAUUUUCUCUAACAAUGUACUCUUGCUUAACCAAGAGAUUCGGUACUGGGAAGACGUUCAGCAGUUUGACUGGUGUAUUGGUCUUUACGCCCUGCAGACCUCUCCGCUCAAGGCAUGGCAAAAAUAUACGGAGCUCAGUCAACCCGACAAGGGCGAUAACCUCGUGUCGUCAAGCCGUGAUUUGCCGACUGCGCAGAGAUCUAACCAGCCAUUGUGGUCGAGCUUUUACAACUCCGUGCAACGAUGUACUUCCCCAGGACUGAGUUCAAUCCGCAUUGGAUUACAUUCCUCUUUGAGACGACCAAAACUGGAGAUCCAACGGAAGAAAAGAAAGCUCAAAGCGAUGAGGGACUUCAAUGCCAGUGUUGUCGGACUUCUUAUUGAACAGUGCUUAUCAUAUGAGACGGACAGCCCCGAAGUAUCCAGCAAUGAUAUAUCCUACCUUGUACGAUCCAGAGUCGGUCUAAUGAAAUCGCUUCUUCAGUUUGGCGGAGAUGAGGAUAAAUGGUUCACAAGUUCCUCCACCACAACGGACAACCCAGUUUUCUUUGACGGAAAAUACAGUCCUCCAGUUGAAGGUCUCGAACAUCCCCAGGACGUCCUCGAGGAGCUUAUUCACGUCUUAAAGGACCUCAUUCCUAGAUUCCAGCAGAUCACGGACAAGGGUGUUUCUGAAUUUGGGCGCCCAUCACCCGUAGUCCGUUAUUGGCUCCCAUUCUCCCUCGCCCUGGUGUCGGCUACCACCUCCCUGAAGAUUAUGAAGGACCUGGGGCCCAUUUUGAUUGAUUGGAUCUCGAAUCUUGGGGCUACCACUAUCGAUUUCUGGAGGAACUGGGUUAUUGAUCCAAUGUGGAAACUUGUUCGAACUAUCCGUCACGAUGAGAAGAGCGAAAUUGCAUUGAUGAGCAAGAACAGCCUGGAGGCUGACCGAGCGAGCCUGGAGAGAAUGGUGGUUGACUUUGUCCUCGACCGUGGCGAGCAGGGUCACCCUUCCGCCGCUGAUUUGAUCGCGCAUAAAGUAAGAGAGGGAGACUUGACACCAGUUCUGAGGGCAUACGAGAAAGACUUGCGCAGUCCGUUUAUAGGCACGGUUCGGGGCGAUUUGGUGCGUGCUCUUUUGAUUCAGAUUCAGAAGACCAAAGUAGACGUCGAAAUAGCGAUGAGUGGUAUCGAUGCACUACUCAAGAGCCAGGAGCUUGUUUUUGGAUUUGUCGGAUUGACUCCUGGGAUCCUCAUAUCUUACGCUUCAAUACGCUGGUUUUUUGGCGUUCUCGGUAGUAGGAGAGGCUUCCGAAUGGGUAGACGACAAGAUGAUUUACGAUAUGCCUUGCGGAACAUUCAUCGCAUACUGUCCUCCUCGAAUCCAGCCGUGGACGGACGCCUUCCCUACAAAAGCCGCGGUCUCCUGAUAUGCAACGCCGAGAUCCUUCUGACGAAAGCCCAAACUAUGUUGAAAGGAGCAGAUCUUCGCGCAUUCCAGGAGGACAUUGCCGAUCUGGUUGACGAGAACCGAGCCGACAAGCAGCUCCAAGUAGUCGAGAGAAUGUUGUGGACCUUCUCGAAAUGGACACAGUGA
Aspergillus calidoustus is the source of this 1929-nucleotide messenger RNA. Lineage: Eukaryota; Fungi; Ascomycota; Eurotiomycetes; Eurotiales; Aspergillaceae. The record is from the annotation of a GenBank genome assembly.